This is a messenger RNA of Hirsutella rhossiliensis, 1521 nucleotides long. Its product is annotated as major facilitator superfamily domain-containing protein. Gene Ontology annotation, molecular function: transmembrane transporter activity. Gene Ontology annotation, biological process: transmembrane transport. The record is from RefSeq and is a predicted model, not a curated record. The transcript has 7 exons. Bases 1 to 1521 code for a protein of 506 amino acids. Gene Ontology annotation, cellular component: membrane. NCBI's taxonomy places the organism in Eukaryota, Fungi, Ascomycota, Sordariomycetes, Hypocreales, Ophiocordycipitaceae.
AUGGCCGCGACCAAAGACAAUGGCCUUGUAGACCUCGACGAUAUCCAGCCUCUGGACAGCAGGGGCAUGAAGAAGCCAUCUCGGGUGCUUCAGCCUCCCGAGAUGAUCCGCAGCAUGGGCGCGCAGCAGCGCAGCGCUCUGGAGAAGAAGCUGAUACGAAAGAUUGACUUUCGACUGCUUCCUAUGAUCUUGAUGAUGUAUAUCCUGAAUUACAUCGACCGUACCAAUAUCGCGCUGGCGAGGCUCGCCGGCCUUGAGGAGGAUCUGAAGCUGGAUCAGAAUGGGAGCCAGUUCGAGACCGCAGUCAGCAUCCUGUUUGUGGGAUACAUUCUGAUGCAGGUUCCGUCCAACUUGAUCCUCAACAAGACGGGCAAGCCCGGAAAAUACCUUCCAGCUUGCAUGAUUGUUUGGGGUGUCAUUUCAGGGGCCACGGCAGGAUGUCACUCGUAUGGAGGUCUGCUCGUAGGGCGCUUCUUCCUUGGCUUCGUCGAGGCGGCAUACUUUCCGGGAUGCCUCUACUAUUUGAGUUGCUGGUACACACGGAGCGAACUUAGUCUUCGCACAGCGUACCUUUUUGUCGGGGCCUUGCUGGGCGGUGCCUUCUCCGGGCUCAUCGCUGCCGGCAUCACGAACAACAUGGACGGCACCAGUGGCCUUCGCGCGUGGCGUUGGCUCUUCCUGGUCGAGGGCGUCGCCACCGUGGCCGUUGCGUUUGCCGCCUUCUUCGUCCUGCCCGACUUUCCACGAACAACGGGGUGGCUGAACGAGCAGGAGGCGGCCUUGGCGGCGUGGCGGCUUGAGGAAGACAUUGGGCAAGACGACUGGAUCAAUGCCGAGGACCAGACUUUGUGGCACGGCUUCAAGCUGGCCCUGGAGGAUGUGAAGACGUGGAUUCUGCUCGUCCUCCUCUUUGGCCAAAUCUCGGCCAACUCGGUCACCAACUUUUUCCCCACGGUUGUGGCCACCCUCCACUACGGACCGGUGCCAACCCUGCUGCUGACGGUGCCGCCGUACGUGCUCGGUCUCAUCACGACGCUCGCGAAUGCGUGGCACGCCGACAAGACCGGGGAGCGGUUCUACCACAUCACGCUGCCACUUGGCGUGGGCAUCGCCGCCUUCAUCGUCGCUGCUGCCACGACAAACACGGCAGCUCGCUAUGUGAGCAUGAUGCUCAUGAUCCCAGGGCUUUACAGCGGCUUCACCACGGCGGUGGCCUGGGUCAGCAACACGAUGCCGCGACCACCUGCGAAGCGGGCGGCGGCCUUGGCCGUCAUCAAUGCGGUUGGCAACGGCUCCUCGAUAUACACCAGCUUCCUGUAUCCAGCAUCGGCAAAGCCGCGGUACAUCGGGGCGUUUAUCCACAACAGCAUGCUGGCGGCCAUGGCAAUCGCAGCGGCAUUUGUGCUCAAGGUUUUGCUGUUGAGAUUGAACAGAAAGCUCGAUAGAGGAGAGACGGUCAAAGGGGCGAUCAACGCAGCGCCUGGCGAGGCUGUGGAGCGCGGGUUCAGAUUCCUCGUCUGA